This is a messenger RNA of Colossoma macropomum (tambaqui), 1968 nucleotides long. RefSeq names its product interferon-induced GTP-binding protein Mx3-like. Gene Ontology annotation, biological process: defense response to virus. The coding region runs from base 79 to 1968 and encodes 629 amino acids. Gene Ontology annotation, molecular function: GTPase activity; GTP binding; microtubule binding. The record is from RefSeq and is a predicted model, not a curated record. NCBI's taxonomy places the organism in Eukaryota, Metazoa, Chordata, Actinopteri, Characiformes, Serrasalmidae. Gene Ontology annotation, cellular component: cytoplasm; microtubule; nucleus. The transcript has 14 exons.
UACAUAAAUAGAGUCAUACAGUCACUUUCGGUUUAUUUGCAUCCACGUUCAAGCCGGGUUGUUGUACGAAUUGCAAAGAUGGUGGACAAAGAGCAAGAUAGGGGCGAAGGUUCUAGCAAAACCGGUACACCGAUGGAAGGGGUGUUUCAUAGCCAUUUAGAUGAGAGAGUUCGUCCUUAUAUCGACCUGAUUGACUCUCUGAGGCUGAUCGGUGUUGGAGAAGAUAUAUCUCUCCCAAGCAUAGCAGUAAUUGGAGAUCAGAGCUCCGGGAAAAGCUCUGUGCUGGAGGCGCUGUCUGGGGUGGCGUUACCCAGAGGGAGUGGUAUUGUUACCAGAUGUCCUCUGCAGCUUAAGCUGAGGAAGAACAAGAGUGAGGUCCAAUGGCAAGCAGUCCUAUCUUACAAAGAAGAGAGCAUUAAGCUUGAAGACCCAUCACAGGUUGAGAUUUAUGUGUGUAAAGCCCAGAAUGAGUUGGCUGGAGAUGGAGUUGGAAUAUGUGAUGAUCUCAUCACUCUGGAGAUCAAGUCUACUAGUGUUUGUGACCUCACACUGAUCGAUCUGCCUGGGAUCGCAAGGGUUCCUGUAAAAGGUCAACCUGAUGAUAUUGGGGAGCAGAUCAAAAACCUCAUACGAAGAUUUAUAGAAAAAAGAGAAACCAUCAAUUUGGUCGUGGUCCCUUGCAAUGUUGACAUUGCAACAACAGAGGCACUAAAGAUGGCACAGGAGGUGGACCCUGAUGGAAAAAGAACUCUGGCUAUUCUUACUAAGCCAGACCUUGUUGACAAAGGCACAGAGAAAACAAUAUUGAAAAUAGUCAGAAAUCAGGUUGUCCCUUUAAGCAAAGGAUACAUCAUUGUUAAGUGCCGGGGCCAGAAGCAGAUUGAGGAUAAAAUCUCUCUGGAGCAGGCCAUUCAAGAGGAAAGAGACUUCUUCAAAAAACAUAAUUUCUUCAGUUGUCUGCUUCAAGAGGAGAAAGCAACUGUUAACUGCCUUGCUACAAAACUGACUCAAGACCUGGUUGAUCACAUUAAAAAAUCACUGCCUCUGCUCUCAGAAGAGAUAAAGAGACAGCUGCGGAGCUCAAGAGAAGAGCUGAAUCUCUACCAUAAGGCCAGCCCACCUCUGGAAUCGCAAAACCUGAAGGCCUUCUUCAUUGGUAUCUUGAUUAAGUUCAAUGACAAGAUCAACCACAUGGCAUCUGGAGUAGCUGGUGAUGAGGGCAAUUUAUUUGUUCAGCUUCAUUCAGAAUUCAAAAAGUGGAAAGAACACCUUGUCAAUACAAAGUCACCGUUUCAUGGGGUGGUCCAGGCUGUGGUGAAAGAUUAUGACCUGAAGUACAGAGGACGGGAGCUGCCUGGCUUCAGUGAUUAUAAUGUGUUUGAAACGGAGGUGCAGAAACUUGUGAUCCAAUUGAAGCAACCAGCCAUUGACAGACUCAGAGUCAUAAGAGAGAUCAUCCAGAACCAGUUCUUAGAAGUGUCCAGAGCAUGCUUCCCUAUCUAUCCUUACCUCCAAAGUUUUGCCAUGAACAAGAUAGAAGACAUUCAGUCAAAGCAAGAAACCAAAGUGGAGCAGAGGAUCAUGGAGCAGUUUGAGAUGGAGCAGUUGGUCUACAGUCAAGAUGACAUCUACUUCAAAACCUUGAAUGAGAUCCUUUCUUCUAGUGAAGGAGCUUCAGAGGACAGAUGUCCAGGGCUAGAGAGCAGGAACAAGUAUCCAGAAAUGCUGAAAGCUUAUUAUGAGAUUGUUGUGCAGCGGUUGGCUGACCAGGUGCCCAUGCUGAUCCGAUACUUCAUGCUAAAGGAGUCUGCUCAUCUGCUCUGCAGUGAGAUGCUAGGGUUAAUAGAAGGUGCCGACAUAGCUGACGUCCUUCGUGAGGAUUCGGACAUCAGCAGACGCUGCGCUAUCACGGAGGCCCGCAUAGAACGCCUCACCAUUGCUCAAAAGAAGCUGAGUAGCUUCGUUUGA